UAGAUUGCUUAUGGGCGCACAGGGAUUCAGGACUGAUAACGCCUUUGACGCCUCCCUCGGGUACAACCUAGUCAUCUACAAUGCUGCUGACCAGACCCUUUCUUCUCUCCUCUCCCCCUUUGGGUUGUAGGGCCCGAACGGAGGAUUGUCCUGGUAGGCAAAAGCGGCAACAGGAAAAGCGCGAUGGGAAACACAAUCUUGGGAAGCCAAGUCUUUGAAUCCAAGAUUGCUUUCGGUUCUGUCAUCAAAAGUUGCCACAGGGAGGAGACCCUGCUGAACGGCAGGAAGGUGGUGGUCGUGGAUACGCCUGGAUUCGUCAACACCGGGUGUCCUAAGCUAGAAACGUCCACCGAAGUGAGCAAGUGCGUGACAUUUUGCUCCCCGGGUCUGCAUGUCAUUCUGCAGGUGAUAAGUAUCGGCCGUUUUACCCAGGAGGAGAAGGAUGUGGCUCAGUUGAUCAGUAAGACCUUCAGCCUGAAGGCCAAGAAUUACAUCAUCCUCUUGUUCACCCAGGAGGAGGACCUGGAGGGGACCUCGCUCGAGAGGUUCAUGCGGGAGGAACCCUCUCUUUGGGCUCAGGCAUCCCAGUGCGGCUUCCGCUACCUGGCUUUCAACAACAAGGCCCCAGGAGAAGAACGAGAAGCUCAGGUGGUCCAACUGAUGACCAUGAUUGAUGAGCUGGUGGAGAAGAACAAAGGUGCUCCUUGCUACACGGAAGACAUGAUGAAGUCGGACCAUGAGACGCUGAUGACAAACUAUUCCUGGUUGUGUUCUCUUUUCUGACGGACACAAGAAGGUCUAAUUGAGACACUGCUCCAUGGGGACAAAACUCCACAAUUUCCUUUUCUCCCUUUCUUUUUUUUGG
Molecule: messenger RNA, 865 nt
Organism: Pantherophis guttatus
Lineage: Eukaryota; Metazoa; Chordata; Lepidosauria; Squamata; Colubridae
Product: GTPase IMAP family member 4-like
Molecular function (GO): GTP binding
Source: RefSeq, a predicted model, not a curated record